Messenger RNA from Rosa chinensis, 1390 nucleotides. RefSeq lists its product as uncharacterized. The transcript is spliced from 4 exons. Bases 196 to 696 code for a protein of 166 amino acids. NCBI's taxonomy places the organism in Eukaryota, Viridiplantae, Streptophyta, Magnoliopsida, Rosales, Rosaceae. The record is from RefSeq and is a predicted model, not a curated record.
CGUGUUCAAUAGACUCCUUGGAGUUUUGGCCACACCAUCACAAAGCUGCAAACUUCCAUGUCUACGGUCUCAGCACUUUACAAAGUCACAUCAAAAUAACGUAGCUACAAUUCUACAAAGGCAACUAUUCACUUCGCAUAUUGAAAUAACCUACCAGAUAUUUGUCUUCGACGAUAAAAGAGCCUCCUUAGAGAGAUGUCGGGUCAGUUGGUUCCGGUAGCCGUGACGUUGAAGCCGGCAAUCCCUUUUCACGGCGGCCGGAGAGCUUUCUCCGUCGUGUCCCGGAAUCUGAAUACUCCAUCUUCAUCGAAGUUGCAACUACCAAAUAUCCCAUCCUCCCAAACACGACCUCUGCUUUCUUAUUCUUCUUCCUCUGUAACUGCUCCGUCCGUCCAAGUCGUCAAAGCUCUGCGGAUUCGACCCAGUCCCGAAUUGGGCCUUGCCUCACUCCUCUUCGUCCUCACCACGGCUUUUGCUGCACUUUUCUCCCUUGCUAUAUUUUCCAUUCCAACUAUCAAUGCUUUGAGAAAAUUGGCAACUUCAGUGGACAAGCUAUCCCAUGUGGUCUCCGAGGAGGUACCUGGAACUCUGCUUUCUCUGAAACUCUCUGGCCUUGAGGUCAAUGAUUUAGCCAAACAGCUUACCGGUAUAAGUAAUUAUGGUUCGAAAUGGAACUCGGAAGGAGGCAUCCGUUGAUGAAACUGCUUCAUAUACUUUGUGUGAGAUGAUUGCCUACUGGAUUCAACUACAACUUAGAAAACAAGUAUUACCUUCUUUACAUGCAUUGCCUAUUUGAUCGAUAUGGUUUUCUUAAGAUAAAACUCAAAUGCUAUGAAAGGAAUUAAUUCCACCAAAACCUCCCAGUUUUAAUCUGUUCUUAAAAUUCUUCUUUUAUAGUUCAUAACUUGGAUUCAAUGUUCAGUAUAUACUUGAAGUUGAAGAAAGGUGUUCUACUGUCUUAGUCUACUUUAGCGGAUUUGUUGCGUUGGAUUUGCCUCCUCCACAAAAGGUCCCCUAUGGUAAAUCACUAUCAUCCUCCUUUACGUCUCAACUUGACACAUUCUUGUGAUUUUGCGCCUCAUUGUAGAGAUGACGGUGCCCCCAACUCCUUGUGUUUGAGGUCUAUGCAUUGUUACGACAUUACUGCAUGCUGCAGGGUUAUUGGAGCUCUCUUUUUGGGUGCAUACCACACGGUGUAAUCUCAGGGUAGGAUUUGCGCAAGCUGCAUAGUGCACUGCAAUCCGUUGAUUUCCACUUCAUUUGUAAAACUCAACCAUCAUAAUGGAAGUGUAAAGAUAUUAUGGAUUGGAUUAUGUGUUUUCUGGCAUCCAAUGUGAUAUGCAGGGCCUUUUGUAGUUGUCCAUAAAUAAAGUACAUUCCAUCUGAUUCA